Molecule: messenger RNA, 1469 nt
Organism: Lycium ferocissimum
Lineage: Eukaryota; Viridiplantae; Streptophyta; Magnoliopsida; Solanales; Solanaceae
Product: probable lysophospholipase BODYGUARD 4
Source: RefSeq, a predicted model, not a curated record
UAUGUGGUCCAAAAUUUCACGCAACAGUAACUUGCCUUAUGUAUUCCUUACCCUCCCUAUGUAUCCACAUGCUAUUUAAAAUAUGCUCAAACUCUCUACAAUUUUCACACAAAAAUGGCUAAAAAACUUCACAGAAAUUCUCAUUUCAUCAGCCAGCGCAGUAGUUUUCUUGUUCCUCGACUUGCUCGACGCGAUUUUUUGUGUGUUCUUCAGACUGAUAGAUGAAUUCUUGGAAGGUAAAGGGUCACAUUGUUACUGUUCCAUAGAAAAUGAAAAAGAAAAAAUCGACACGGAUAAUGAAGAGAGUGAGUUGUCAAAGACGCUUUAUAACCGGAGAAAUGCUUUUAGGGAAAUGGGGUUUCGUAGAAAUGUUAAGGAAAAAGUGAAUGAAAAUGUGAGGUGGUCUGAUUGUGCUUGUGAGAAAUGUGUUUCAUGGAUGAGUAAUAUUGGAGCAGAGUUGAAGCUUCAUGUUGUUGUCAAAGAACAGGAACAAGCUAACUUACAGGAUUUCAAAGGCAAGAAAGCAGAAAAUAUAGUACUUUUACAUGGUUUUCUCUCAUCAUCUUCAUUCUGGACAGAGACAAUUUUUCCUACUCUAUCUGAAGAUGCCAGGCAGAAUUACAGAUUGUUAGCAGUUGACUUAUUGGGAUUUGGAAAAAGUCCAAAACCAAACAAUUGCUUAUACACAAUUAAAGAUCAUGUGGAAAUGAUUGAAAAAUCAGUGGUCCAUCCAUUUGAGUUGAAUUCAUUUCAUAUAGUUGCACAUUCAAUGGGCUGUGUGGUAGCAUUAGCAUUAGCUGCAAAAUACCCUGAUUCUGUGAAAUCAAUCACCUUGAUAGCACCACCUUACGUAACUUCAAGAAAGGAGGAUGCUAGUUUAACAACACUCAACACACUUGCAGCUAGAAGAUUGUGGCCACCUUUGUUAUUUGGUUCAUCAUUUAUGUCAUGGUAUGAACACUUGGGUAGAUGUGUGUGUUACAUCAUUUGCAAAAACCACAGAAUUUGGGAAGGAAUUUUGAAGUUACUCACUUGGAAUAGGAACCUACAUUUUAUGGCAAUUGACUUGACUAGGCACACUCAUCAUUCAGCUUGGCACACAAUGCAUAAUGUGAUAUGUGGUGGAGCAAAGUUUAUGGAUAAAUAUUUGGAAAUUUUAAGAAUAGCCAAGGUGAAAAUCAAUGUUAUUCAAGGUAAUAGGGACCAAGUAGUGCCAUUGGAAUGUAGCAACAAUGUAAAGAUGAAAGUGCCUGAUGCAGACGUAAAAAUUGUUGAUAAGGCAGAUCAUACUUCUGUAGUCAUAGGUAGAGAAAAAGAUUUAUGUAAUGAUUUAGAGAAGUUAUGGGGGUCAAUAUGCUAGAAAUGGGAAUUCAACUUCUUGAUUUUGAUUUGUAUGAAGAUACAAGCUCUUCUUUUGUAGCGGCAUUGUUUUAAGUUGUGAAAGCUAAAAUGAGUACAAGUUCCACAUA